UAACAUAUUAUUAUUAUUAGAUUAUAUUAGCGCAAAUGUACACACAUAAUGGCCAUCAACUGAUCUGAAGACAUUUAAUUCAUUUAUUUUAUCUAUUUAAAACACAUUUUAGCCACAGUUACUUCCAAUCCAGAUCCACUUAUUUCCUCCUUGUGCCAAUAAGUGCUUUGUCAUUCUGAUAAACCAGUUUUAAUCAAUCUGGGAAUGGAAUGGUAUUAUUGUUAUGAUUGUUAUUGGGUUCUAUGCAGAUAAUAUGUAUUUUUUCCAUUUAUCGUUUACUUAAUUAUGAUUAAUAUGAAUAUUUAUGAAUUUCUUCCGGUUGCAGUGAGCAUUUGUAUUAAUCCAUCUCCCCUGAAAAACAUUAAGUGACUCUCACAGCAGCACCUUUUCAUACACACUUUCCUCAAUUCCUCCUGACAUUUGUGUUGCUGAUGUUAAGACCAUGACCAUCUAUCUCUCUGUGCGUGCUCUCACAUGGCCACGCCCCAGCUCUCAUACAUCAUCUCCUCCUGCACUCAAAUUGCCCAACUCUCAGUGUGCGCAGGCCAUCUAUGAGUUUAAAGACAGCAGCAUCAGCGCAACAGGUAAGCAAGCUCCCAUCACCGCCGUGGAAUCUGUCAGUGUACAGCGUGGGUGAAGUGAACUGCUGUGGGAGUCUGACCUUAAAGUGUCCGCGAGCAGAUCUCUGUCUCAGAAAACUCAUCGCUUCACUUUAUUUUUAUUUAUUUUUUUCCCUUGCAGCAGUUUGUGUUUUUUACACUUUGAUUCCUGAUCACCAGAUUAAACAAGAUCUCUCAUUUCCACUGAACUCUCACUCGUCGCGUGGGAGCUUUAAAUUCCACUGAGCAUGAACCUCAGUCUUCCUGACCAGAGCAUGCACAACUCCAGCGACGGCUGCAUAGACGACGACAAACCUGGCGCCAUGUUGCCUUGCUUCCGCAGAAACAUGUACGACGAGCCCCUGGCCUCGUACUCCAGUGGCUCCAUCAUCUCUCAGCUCCUCCGCAAGACCAUUCACAACAAGAGGGCCCAAGACGAAAGCCAUUUCUACCUCACUAGCUCCACUGCCGCUGAUUCCGGUCAGGAAGACCAGAGCAGUGUCUCCUCAAAGGACAGCACAGUGGAAGCCACGUCGCCCAGUGGGCACAUCUCUACAGGAACCAGCCUGGAUGGUGAACAUCCCAUGACUGACCACCUGCAGGCCAAACGGGCCAGAGUGGAAAACAUCAUCCGGGUCAUGGCUGGCUCUCCCAACAGCAAGCAGCAUGGAGACAGUGAGAGGUUCACCACAGACGCCAGAGACAGCAGGGAGGCCUACAGGGAGAACAAGCGCAAACAGAGGCUGCCUCAGCAUCAGGAGAACAGUGUUGGAGGACCACUGAGCAGGAGAGCUGGCAGCAGCAGCAGCAACGGUGAUAUCUGUCACGCCAAGGACGAGGAGUGUCACAAGUUGAAAGAGCAGCUCCACAGCAUGCAAAUGCUGCUGCGUCAGCUACAGGAGAAGUUCCUUCAAGUUUACAACCAGGACAAUGUCGAGCGCGACGACAGAGACGAGGCGGAGAUCACCGGCGAGCGUGACUCCCUGGCAGAGAGCCCAGGGUCACGCUACGCCAGUGUCGAAGAUGAUUUUGAGAGGAAGAACAGCAGGGUGACUGCAGACUGUAAGGACAGAAUGAAGGUCGUGGGUUAUCUGGUUCACCAAAGAGAAAGUCAGAACCUACAGGAGGCCCUCAAGCAGGAGCUCUCCACGGCUGUGAACGAGUGCGUGGACAGGGUGUUCAAGAAGGUGUCCUCCACAGGGCUGGACAAGUCCCCUCAGCCACGCAUGUGCUCGUCCCCAGAGCUGCAGAUGAGCGUGGGCGCAGACAGGAAGAGCCAGCAGGCCAGCGUCACACAGGAACUGCCUCAGUGUGAGGAGGUGGCAGCCAAACCUCGCUCUCUGGAGUACUAUGAAGGCUCGUCAGCUCAAAGCCCACAGGACCAGACAGAGGCUCUGUCACUGGUGGUCCGCAAGCCAGCAGUGACCCCCAUGAGCACUGUCACCCCGACGGUGAAGAGGCCCUACCCCGUGCAUCAGACGCCAUUUCAGUUCAAUUACAGUGCCCCGCUGCAUGACAACCAGAUCCUAGAGCACCUUCUCAAGUAUGGGCCCCAUCCCAGCUUUGGGGGCCUCCCUUGCAUGCCCCCAUCGAUGGGCAGGACCUCCCCGGACUCGGUGGACCUGCCGUGGGACGCCAUCGCCAUGCGGUCCAAGGUGACAGCGAGUCACCUCGGCCACCACGCUCGUCCGUCGGCCCUGGGUGGAGUGUCGGUCGACGGUCUGUGUCUCCCCCACGUCAAGAUGGAGUGUGGCGACCUGCAGAGCAUGGCCGAGCGAAACCCCUACAUGUCUCUCAACAUCCAGGAGGGCCUCACCCCGAGCCAUCUGAAGAAGGCGAAGCUCAUGUUCUUCUACACGCGUUACCCCAGCUCCAAUGUGCUGAAAACCUUCUUCCCUGAUGUCAAGUUCAACCGCUGCAUCACCUCCCAGCUGAUCAAGUGGUUCAGUAACUUCAGGGAGUUCUACUACAUCCAGAUGGAGAAGUUUGCGCGCCAGGCCAUCGUCGACGGCGUCGGCGACGCCAAGGACAUCACAGUGAGCAGAGACUCGGAGCUCUUCCGCGCUCUGAACAUGCACUACAACAAGGCCAAUGACUUCCACGUUCCAGACAGAUUCUUGGAGGUUUCUGAAAUCACCCUGCACGAGUUCUACAACGCCAUUUCUGCCGCCAAAGAUUCAGACACCUCUUGGAAAAAGGCCAUUUACAAGGUGAUCUGUAAACUUGACAGCGACGUCCCAGAAGAGUUCAAGACAUCCUCCUAUUUAUAGGCGUGAGUGCAGUGGAAGGAGUGAAGUUAGUCAGCUGACGCAGUGUUAUUAUUAUUUUUCUCAUCAUUUGUUGUAGUGGAUUUUUAACGAGGUGAAAAGUCGGCUUAAUCACGAUCUUGUAAAUCUGUAUAAAAAAAAAGAAGAAGAAACAGAACAAAGAAGCGCUCGCCAUUUUGAAAUAUUGUCUUCUACUUUGGUCAAAUAGCAACUACUGAUUAUUCAAAAUAAUGCUUUUGAGGUUUAUUCUUGUUUAGUGUUUUCCUCAACACAUUUAGAGAGUUUGUGGGUGUGUAAAAAUGUUUACAAAGACGUGAUCUUUUAGAGCGUAGCCUUAUUUAGUUAUUCACUUAUUUUCAGUAUUAGUUAGCAGGUUUUUUUUAUAGUUGUUUAACUGUACAAGCGUCGCUGUUGUACGUUAUAUUGUGUUCUAUACAUUUGUUGUAAACUACGGGCUUGACUGCAUAUGCAUGUGAUAAUAUUGUAUAUAAAAGUCAUGAAAAGAACAUUCA
This is a messenger RNA of Solea senegalensis (Senegalese sole), 3378 nucleotides long. It is a transcript of the gene prox2, whose product is annotated as prospero homeobox 2. The transcript is spliced from 5 exons. Gene Ontology annotation, molecular function: DNA-binding transcription factor activity, RNA polymerase II-specific; RNA polymerase II cis-regulatory region sequence-specific DNA binding. The record is from RefSeq and is a predicted model, not a curated record. Bases 848 to 2869 code for a protein of 673 amino acids. Gene Ontology annotation, cellular component: nucleus. Gene Ontology annotation, biological process: regulation of transcription by RNA polymerase II. NCBI's taxonomy places the organism in Eukaryota, Metazoa, Chordata, Actinopteri, Pleuronectiformes, Soleidae.